CCUCUGAAGAGUACCACAAAAAAGGAAGGAACUUCUGUUUAACGUUGCAUCAACUCAAAUGUCUUUCUCAACUUGCCAAACUCUUUUUAUUAAUGGAAGAAAAAAUUGAAGAGCUCUCCACAGAAAUUCUGUUUGUGCCAUCAUUGACGGAGAAGACUAAGAAUGUUCAAGGAGUUCUGAAGAAAGCUAGUGGGGAGCUUUUAAUAGGAGAAACUAGAGCAAAUGAAACCAGUGUGCUUCCUGAACAGUUACUUCAGGUAGAAGAGCCUAUUUCACUGAAUUUUGGCUGGAGAAAUGCAUUUAAAGACCUGUCUUCUUCUGUGGCUCACUGUAUAACAAUAGCAGUCGAGGAUUUUUCAACUAAAAUUCUUCAACAUGAGCAGAAAGAAGAGUUUUCAGCUGCAGGCAAUGCAAUGAGUCUUGUAAACAACCAGCAAAUGAGGGAGUCCUGUGGAGCAGUCCAACAGGAGGAGCAACCAAAACGAAUUGCUAAGUUUUGUUCUGACAUCGUGGAAGAACUUGACACAUUGCUUCCAUUGGCUCUGGCAUGCAGAGAUGAUUCUCUUCAGGAAAUUAGAGCAAACUUUGUAGAGGCCUGCAGCAAAGUGGCAACAGCUGUCCUGGCAAGACUAGAGGAGAGGAGCAAUGAUGUUCCCUCCAAGGCUCCCCUGCAAGACAUGUACGCUGCCCUUUCCACAGCAAUAUAUGUCUUUCAGCAUCUUACAAUGUAUAGCAGUUCAAUGAGAGAAACGAGCAAAAAACCCCUGUUCCUCCUGCCUGUCCAACAAUACCAGGAAUUCAUCAACGUUCUCCAGUUUCAAGUUACGAACUACUGCGUCAGAGUUUGUGCUACAAGCAUUUUACAGGAUGCUGAGAGCCACCACUGGGAUGACUACAAAGCUUUUUAUGAGGGGGAAAGAUGCUCAUUCUCCAUCCAGAUGUGGCAUUACUUCUGCUGUGCUCUUCAUCAUGAUCUGUGGACUAUUCUGCCUCCCAAGACAGCCCAGGAGAUUCUUACAGAUGUACUAGAGGAAUCUUUGGAUAUGCUGUUCUCCAGAUACUGUCAAGCCUGCCCCAGUUACAAGAGAACACCACAAAUCAGAUUUGAUAUUGCAGCAAUUUUGAUGUCCACCGAAGAUAUGCUCUGGUCAGUUUGCAGCUCCGUACAGGAGUUUCUGGAUCCACAUGAAGAUAGAGAUCUCAAGAUCUAUAGAAUACAUAGCCACUGCAAUGGUUUGCUCUCUGUGCUAGCUAUUUUAACUUCACCGCUGAAGAAUUUGUAUGAGACAUUUCUGAACAAUUCUGGUGAACAUCUUCCUCAAGAUUUUUCACAUGUCUUUUAUCAUCCGUUACACUGGUUAUGUUGCAUACCAUCAUCCUGUUCAUCCUUGCUGAAGACUUCAUCAACCCGAGAAAUGGCAGCCCAGGAUCAGCUGAAACUGCUCUUAUCCCAGCCGUACUGUAAUUUGAACUUGCUUUUGCAAACAUUACUACAUCAUGAUUGUCUCUUAGUGAAAAUUUUACUGAGAAGUUCAAGAAAUGAAGUUUUUAAUCGUGAUGAACAAAGUUCUCUCUUAGAACAUAUAAAUACAAACCACCCUACUCUGAUUGAAACAGUCUUCACAGUAUUGUCUUACUGCACUUUGUCACCCAAAUCUCUUGGCCUUGCUUUUGAGACCUACAUGGAAAAAGAGCAGUUGUGGAGUUGCUUAUACAAUAUGACAGUUUCCAGUUGUGGUGAAUCGGAGCCAGAGGUUAUCAGAUGCUUGAAGUUGACUUUGAUUAAUUCAGUCAAGGGUAUAGUGAAGCAGAUCAUUUAUUUGAUGCGUUCAUGGGAGGCAACAGAAAACUAUGGAACGUACCAGCACAAGCAAAUAGUUCCUGAAAGUUUACUGAAAACAGUUCCAAAGGAAUGGAAUUACACUCCUUGGGAAAUGAAGACAAAAGAAUCCGGGAAAUGCUUCACAAGGCUUGCAGCUCAGGCAGUAUCUAUUGUAAUCAGCAAGUUACCUACAGUGAUUGCAUGUUUGCCUCCCCCAAUUAAGUACUUCUUUUUUCUGGCUGAGAGAAAAAUGUCAAGAAACUUUGCUGAAUUGAAGAAAGCUGGUCUGCUUGUCUGGAACUUGAUUGUAAUUAUAUGUCGGAUAUUUGAGGAUGGAAAUACUGCAGAACGUUUAACAGGUGCAACACUUGACAGAUGGAGCAAAGAAAAACUCAGUUUAGUUCGUGUGUGCUUAGAAAGUAUUAUGGGAAAACAGAAGAGUGGUCCUAAGCAAGUGACCCAGAAGGUUAUACAAAGCAUAGAACAGCAAAGACCAAACUGGAUUGAAAGCCAGUUGCUGAAGGCAAGAAAAUUGAGCACAGACUGCGCCUCAGUGACAGUAGAAGGUGCAACGUUAGAGGAAGGAGGUAUUGCACUUGGAUUCACUGAGCAGAAAAUAAACAUGAUGGUCCUGGAUAUCUGCCACAAACCAGGUGGCAGCGAGUACCUGAGGCAAAUUUAUCACAUCAUCCGGCUCAAUGAGGAAUAUUUGAGAGAGCAGCUGUCUUGUGAGAAUUCUUCUGAAGAUGAUGUUACCCUCAGUCAGUGCUUGCCUUUGACACUGAAGGGCAGAGAAGAGCAGCCUGUCUUCAACCCGUUCCAAGUGUACAGACAAUCUUGUGCAAAAGUGUUCAAUCAGUCAACCAUUACUGAAUGGAACUGGGAUUGGUCAAAGUUGCUGCCAAGUUACUUGGGAGUGAAUCAGAUGACCUUCAGGGUGCUGCUGGCACACAGGUAG
Messenger RNA from Antrostomus carolinensis (chuck-will's-widow), 2780 nucleotides. RefSeq lists its product as uncharacterized. The transcript is spliced from 15 exons. NCBI's taxonomy places the organism in Eukaryota, Metazoa, Chordata, Aves, Caprimulgiformes, Caprimulgidae. The annotation marks the transcript as partial. The record is from RefSeq and is a predicted model, not a curated record.